Messenger RNA from Scomber japonicus (chub mackerel), 1812 nucleotides. It is a transcript of the gene rab33ba, whose product is annotated as RAB33B, member RAS oncogene family a. Gene Ontology annotation, biological process: Rab protein signal transduction. The record is from RefSeq and is a predicted model, not a curated record. Bases 260 to 982 code for a protein of 240 amino acids. Gene Ontology annotation, cellular component: endosome; Golgi apparatus. The transcript is spliced from 2 exons. Gene Ontology annotation, molecular function: GTPase activity; GTP binding. Lineage: Eukaryota; Metazoa; Chordata; Actinopteri; Scombriformes; Scombridae.
CGCGAUAAUUCCCUUCGACAACAUUGUACGUGGCUUCACAGCUGAGCACAGUACUGGGAGUGUUUACUGGGUACUACUGGUUUAAGCUAACAUUACAGAAAUGCGUGUUGAUAACGUACGAAGGUCAAAUAAAUGCUGAGUGUUGUGAGUUGAUACAUUUGAGUUCGAACACGGAGCGGUAACGUUACCUUCCUCGUCACCCAGCAGCAGCAGCAGCAGCAGCAGCGGAGCCUGACUGAUCAUCCAGCCCGGGGUUGAUAUGGCAGAGAGAGGGUCGACGGGUGAAUUCUCCGGCUCUCUGACGAGCUCGACUCUUCCUCCGCCGAGGACCCGCAUCUUUAAAAUAAUCGUGAUCGGGGACUCCGGGGUCGGGAAGACCUGCCUCACUUACCGCUUCUGUGCCGGCAAAUUCCCCGAGAAGACCGAGGCCACGAUCGGUGUGGACUUCAGGGAGAGGCUGGUGGAGAUUGACGGCGAGAAUAUCAAGAUCCAGCUGUGGGACACUGCAGGCCAGGAGCGCUUCAGGAAGUCCAUGGUACAACACUACUACCGUAAUGUGCACGCCGUCGUCUUUGUCUAUGACGUCACCAACGCCGCCAGCUUCCGCAGCCUCCCUGCCUGGAUCGAGGAGUGCAAGCAGCACGCUCUGGGCACAGAGGUUCCAAGGAUCCUAGUGGGGAACAAGUGCGAUCUCCAAGACUCCAUCCAAGUGGGAACGGACGUGGCGCAGCAGUUUGCCGACGCCCACUCCAUGCCACUAUUUGAGACGUCUGCAAAGAACCCGAACAGCCAGGGGGACGGAAGCUGCGGAAACAGUGACCACGUCGAGGCUAUUUUUAUGACGGUUGCCCACAAGCUCAAGUCUCAGAAGCCUUUGGUGUUAAGCCAGCCACCCGGAGGAUCAGGGGGCUCCAUCAACCUGAGCAGGGGGAGGGAUGAUAGUGGAGACGGGGGUAGGGGCUGGGGCUGCAGCAGCUGCUGAGGGAGAAAGAUGGAGACAAAGAGGAAGAGGACUUCAGCGUGAGGCUGCACCGAGUCGAUGAGCUUGAAAACGGGAGAAACCGAAGAAGCAGUGGAGGUCUAAAAGGAAAGGAUGGAUCAAGCAAAACGGUUUCACAAUCAGAAACACACAUACAGUAUGAAUGUGUCCAUAAAGACAGAAGCACAAGCUCGUGCUCACAUUUCUAAAUGACCUUAAAUGUUUUUUUGGGUUGUAUUUACAGUAUGAUUGUUGUUUUUCUUGGAACGCCAAAAUCUACUGUUGGUUCAUGGAAAUGAUCCUAACUUGGCCAAAAAUCUGAUUUUAAGUCAGUCCUGAGCCUGCACCACCGAAGUUUCAGUUCACCUACCUACAUGGGUUCAGUGGCAGAAAACACAGGGACACAGUGGCAUUAAUAAAUAACGUAAAGAGCACCUGAGAUUGUUGGGAGGAAAAAGUGUCAUCCAUGGAAAUGUCUUUUUUUAUGACAGCUUGUGAGAUGUUAAAUGCAAAUGUCUGCCUCUUGUGGGAACAAUGAGCCGAAACAACUUCCACUGUCACACAUCAGCCAAAAAAACAAAACAAAAUCUCAUCGUGAAGAAGCACCUACUGGCCAGGAUACACAACUUGCAUUCAUUUUUAUCAGGAAAUCAAAAUGUGACUUUUUUUUAUGCCAAUUGAUGGAAAGAGGAAAAAAUAACAGAACACCUUACAUUAUAAUACAAUCCAACAUUACAGACUACCACAUAUAUGACAUGUUAUUUAUAUAGUCAGUUACCUGAGACCAACUCUGCUAGUUUUUAAGUUUGUGGUAAUGUGGUAAUGCCCUCAUA